AAAUGCGAAACAGCCAUGAAGAUUAUGAAGUCGAUGUCAGAGCUAGAUUCCACUCAAAUCUUGUUGCAAAUCUCCGCCAAGUUGCCAUCUUAUUGUGGAGUGAAGUGGUGUCGUCAUGCCUWUGAUUACCAGGUCAAGUCAGGAAAAACGGCAUCAUUCCACGACUUCGUACAGUUUGUCCAACAAGAGGCUGAGUUAGCAAAUGAUCCUGUAUUCUCACCUGAAGCCUUGAUGAGAGAACGCAAGAAGGCAGCCAGUACAAGACCUCGCAGUAAGAACGAMAGCACAACCAGAAUCCACAGUAAGCCCUCCUCGGGAUACACCUUCGCCACAACAGCUCACGCGGAAGAACAAGCCCCAAGUCCUAGCAUGCAUCAGGCCGCGUCAAGUGAUCGAUCCUGCCCAGCAUGCAACGGCAAGCAUAGUCUAGCAAAGUGCGUGAACUUUCUGAAGAAGUCAGUAGAAGAAAGAAGUGAGUUCAUUCGCUCAAACAAGCUAUGCUUUAAAUGCUUCAGGUAUGGUCACAUGUCAUCCAAGUGCCAAUCGAAGCAAAGCUGCAGUGAUUGCGGAAAAAACCACCACACCGCACUACACGGAGCUAAACCUAAGACUAGAACCCAGCCAUUCCGUCAAAGGGAAGCGAAAACGSAAGGAGCAAACAACAACUCCCCUUCAGCAGAGUCCGCAAAUGUGAAYGUUUCAUCAAGCUCAAGCCACGACGACCCCCAAGCACAAGCCGCUGURACAAACUCAAAGAUCAUCCCUAUCAUUCUGUACCACAAAGACAACUCUGAGAAACAACUGAAGGUCUAUGCUCUUCUAGACGACGCUAGCGAYACUACGUUCGUAUCAACAAGAGUACAACAGGAACUAGAAAUCACAGGAGUUGAAACCAACCUAAUUCUUAGCACGAUGCUGGGGCGUGAGCUGAUCAAAGUGUCAAGGAUUGAUGGUCUCGUAGCAGAAAGGUUCGAUAAGGGUGCUAAAGUUGAGCUUCCUAAAGCGUACACCAGAGACCGUAUACCCUCCAGGAAUGACCAGAUACCGACACCUGAAACCGCUAGCAAAUGGCCACACCUAAAGCGAAUAAAGGACAAGAUACCAAAGCUCGACGAAACUCUCCACAUUGGCUUACUAAUUGGCUGCAACUGUCCUAAGGCAAUCAAGCCAAGAGAAGUGAUAACUGGUAAGACCGAUGAUCCCUACGCUGUACGGACAUUGCUGGGUUGGUGCGUAGUCGGACCAGUUAGUGCACCUGCGGCCUUGGACAGCAAGACGUCAAUGUGCCACUCAAUCUCUGCACACGAAGUACUUCCAGAGACUGGAGGUACUGUAAGCAUUGUUCUCCAGAGCCAAAGCAAAGAGGUUAUACAACCAUCAAUGAUCAACAAGAUGUUUGAGUUAGAUUUCGUUGAACACGAGAAAACAUCACUGCAAGCCACAUCGAAGGAAGAUAGGAAGUUCUUACAGAUUGCUGAGGAUGGAAUCCAUCAGUGCGACGAUGGUCACUACGAGUUUCCCCUACCGUUAAAGGACAGCAACGUUCAACUGCCAAGCAAUCGAAUUUUAGCACUUCACCGUUUAAGGUACCUCAAGCAACGGUUCAAACGCCGACCCUUGUAUCAAGACGACUAUAUGAAAUUCAUGUUAAAGAUAAUCGACAAUGGCUACGCAGAGAAGGCCAAACCAGCGAAGGACAACGGACGCGUGUGGCUUCGUUGCGCCCUUCAUGCUAGAAGGAAAGUCAAUCCUACAAGAGUUGUGCCGUCAAGACCUGGACUGGGAUGA
Messenger RNA from Exaiptasia diaphana, 1788 nucleotides. RefSeq lists its product as uncharacterized. The record is from RefSeq and is a predicted model, not a curated record. The coding region runs from base 16 to 1788 and encodes 590 amino acids. The transcript is spliced from 2 exons. Lineage: Eukaryota; Metazoa; Cnidaria; Anthozoa; Actiniaria; Aiptasiidae. Gene Ontology annotation, molecular function: zinc ion binding; nucleic acid binding.